CAUUGUCGUGAUUGGACACGUCGACUCCGGCAAGUCCACCACCACCGGUCACUUGAUCUACAAGUGCGGUGGUAUCGACAAGCGUACCAUUGAGAAGUUCGAGAAGGAAGCCCAGGAGAUGGGCAAGGGCUCGUUCAAGUACGCAUGGGUUUUGGAUAAAUUGAAGGCCGAGCGUGAGCGUGGUAUCACCAUUGAUAUCGCUCUGUGGAAGUUCGAGACUGCCAAGUACUACGUGACCAUCAUCGAUGCUCCCGGCCACAGAGAUUUCAUCAAGAACAUGAUCACUGGUACCUCCCAGGCCGAUUGUGCUGUAUUGAUUGUUGCCGCUGGUACUGGUGAGUUCGAGGCCGGUAUCUCCAAGAACGGUCAGACUCGCGAGCACGCUCUGCUUGCUUUCACCCUGGGUGUCAAGCAGCUGAUUGUUGGUGUCAACAAGAUGGAUUCAUCUGAGCCACCAUACAGCGAGGCUCGUUAUGAGGAAAUCAAGAAGGAAGUGUCUUCGUACAUCAAGAAGAUCGGCUACAACCCGGCGGCUGUUGCCUUUGUGCCCAUCUCCGGAUGGCACGGCGACAACAUGUUGGAACCAUCGACCAACAUGCCUUGGUUCAAGGGAUGGAAGGUGGAGCGCAAGGAGGGUAAUGCUGAAGGCAAGACCCUCAUCGAUGCCCUCGAUGCUAUCCUGCCCCCCUCCCGCCCAACUGAGAAGCCCCUGCGUCUGCCCCUGCAGGAUGUCUACAAAAUUGGCGGUAUCGGAACAGUACCCGUCGGUCGUGUGGAGACUGGUGUCUUGAAGCCUGGCUGCGUUGUUGUGUUCGCCCCAGCUAACAUCACCACUGAGGUUAAGUCCGUGGAGAUGCACCACGAAGCCCUCACCGAGGCCGUUCCUGGUGACAACGUUGGUUUCAACGUUAAGAACGUCUCCGUUAAGGAGCUGCGUCGUGGCUAUGUUGCCGGUGACUCCAAGGCCAGCCCCCCCAAGGGUGCCGCCGAUUUCACCGCUCAGGUCAUCGUGCUGAACCACCCUGGCCAGAUUGCCAACGGCUACACUCCAGUGUUGGAUUGCCACACCGCUCACAUUGCUUGCAAGUUCGCUGAGAUCAAGGAGAAGGUCGACCGUCGUUCCGGCAAGACCACCGAGGAGAACCCCAAGUUCAUCAAGUCUGGUGAUGCUGCCAUCGUCAACUUGGUGCCCUCCAAGCCUCUGUGCGUUGAGUCCUUCCAGGAGUUCCCUCCUCUAGGUCGUUUCGCUGUCCGUGACAUGAGACAGACUGUCGCUGUCGGUGUCAUCAAGGCUGUCAACUUCAAGGAUGCUUCCGGUGGCAAGGUCACCAAGGCCGCCGAGAAGGCCACCAAGGGCAAGAAGUAGCUGGUUUCUAUCAAUAAUAACAACAUUAUGAUGAAGCAGCAGCCAGAACUCAACAGCAGCAACAACAAUAGCAACAACAACAGCAGUAACAACAACAAUGAUAAGCACAACAGUAGUCGAACACAAACACCUGUCCUGCGCAAGAUGAAUGAUAAGAUGAUGUUCCAGCAAAAGCAAAAAUUUAAUUUUUUCCAUCGUAAAGAAUUUCGUCGGAUACGAAUGUUAAACGCCAUCGCCGCCUAGACGAUUGAGUGGGAAAAUGGAGCACACACCCAAUUGCAGAUUUCAAGAAACAAAAUUAAAUAUUUACCCUCAAUCUUAAGUUUACCUACCACAUAAAUAUAUAUAUGAUAUUAUAGUAAAUUGAUUUUAUAAUGAUAUCAUAUUUUUUCAUAGUUCGUAUAUAAUUUGUGUAGCGGCAGUAGCGCAGGCGUGUAGCAUUUAUAUAUCGUGUAUUCGUUAAAAUUAAAAUUUUGAUUUUUUAUA
This is a messenger RNA of Drosophila navojoa, 1852 nucleotides long. RefSeq names its product eukaryotic translation elongation factor 1 alpha 1 (gene eEF1alpha1). NCBI's taxonomy places the organism in Eukaryota, Metazoa, Arthropoda, Insecta, Diptera, Drosophilidae. Gene Ontology annotation, biological process: translational elongation. Gene Ontology annotation, molecular function: GTP binding; GTPase activity; translation elongation factor activity. The record is from RefSeq and is a predicted model, not a curated record.